GGAAUGCUCGAAGCCAUUCGCUUUUCUGAUAUGAAAUUUAAAGAUAAAUUGUUCGGCUACUAUCCAUUGCCAGUUCUCGCUCUUACAAAAGUUGAAGGAAAUAAGAUCCAAUUGAAAGGGAAAUUCAAGGAGAAAAUGAAUAGUAAUGAUAAUAUAACAUAUCGUCUAUAUAAAAGAUACAUCGAUUUCAAUACCGAUAGGAUUCUAAAGAUGCUUAUCAAUAUUGAUGAACGGUCAAGUUCUUUGUUUUUGGAUCUCUUAAAAGAUCCAAAUAAAUGGGGAUCUACUCUACCUGAAGAACACGAUGAUUCAAAGAAAUUAAAGUCUACCGCUUUGGCACUGAGAAAUGCAUUUUCUAUGUCACCAUCACAAAAAGACAUUUCAGAAAGUUUAUUGAAAAAAAGACUACAAAUUAUCUGGGGUCCACCGGGAUCUGGAAAAACUCACUUCCUCGCGUUGUUUGUCACAUGGUACCUGACUGAAGUAAAACCUCAGCCGGUAGGAAGUAAUAGAAAUUUUAAUAUUGGAAUUACGGCUUGUACCAGAACUGCCAUAGACAAUUUAUUGGAACGUAUUGCUAAAGUCAAAGAUGAAGCACAAGCAGAUUUUAUAUUGACUCGAAUGGUUAGCGAGUUAAAUAAAAAUUCACUUAAUGGUGUGAAGGAUUAUAAAGCUAUAAAACUGGCGGAUAAUAUUGCAAAUGAAAAAAAUUGUAUCACCAGUAAACCAAUAAUUAUCGGAGGCACAGUGUGGGACUGGCAUAAAUUUCAUGAUAAAUGUAAGAACUGGACAGGCUGUGAUAUUAUGAUUAUAGAUGAAGGAUCGCAGCUUCUAACUUCAGAUGCUUGUGCUGCCUUGGAAUGUUUGAACCCAAAUGGUGGAAGACUAAUUAUUGCUGGAGAUCAUAUGCAACUUGGACCCAUCAUUCAGAAUACAUAUCCUGUUUUUUCAGAUAAUCAUCCGCUUAUUCUAGGGUCAAUUCAACAAUGCUUGAUGAGAAAAGAGGAUGGCUCUACAUUUGAUGAAAGCGACUUUUUUCUAAAUAAAGGACAAAAACAUGAUUUUGGUCCAUGUACGCUUCAGCUUAAAGAUAAUUGGAGAAUGAAUGACAAAUUAAAUAGCUUUUUCCAAAAAAUAUAUGUAAAGUUGUCAUUAAAAAAUUAUGAAGUCCCGGGAAUACUUUCAGAAAUAAUUUUACGAGAAGAAGCCAAUCUUGUGGCUAAAAUAGUUUCAUCAUAUUUUGAUGCAACUCGUAAAAUAAACCAGUCAGAUAAACAACCAUCCCUGUUUAUUGUUACGCCACAUCAUCGUCAACGAUAUGCCAUCCGAUCUCGAGUUGAUAAAUAUUUAUCUAAUUCUGAAAUCGAUUUACAAAUAAAUACUGUAGAAAAAAUGCAAGGACAGGAGGCAGAUCUUGUUAUUGCAUGUUUUGGAUUUCUUGAUGUUAAUGAAAUUGCUCGAGAAUCUGAUUUCUUAUUCGAUCGAAAUCGUUGGAAUGUGGCCAUAAGCAGAGCAAGAUGUAAAGUCAUAUUGUUAACUACUGAUGAAAUAUUAUACCCAGAAGAUAUGGAGAUAUUCACAAAUAAAAAAACAUCUGAAGGGUGGUUGUAUAUUUCAAUGAUAGAAUCCUGGGUUCGAGAAAGAAUUAAAGAAAAGGAAUCAGAAAUAAUUGAAUGUGUAAUUGAUGAAAAUCUUGUGAUAGAAAAUGAUACUAAGAAUUAUCUUGUGGAUUUUCCUCUGGUCCUUUGGCAUUUAUUAUAUGUACUAGCAGAUGCAUAUAAAAAAUCUAAGCUUACUACAGAAUAUAGCUUUGAAGAAAAAUCAAUUUGCAAAAAUGCUUUUAAAACAAUUUAUAGUCUUGGAGAUACAAGAUGGAAAAAUUUAAGAGAUCAUUUUAUAGAACAUGAUAUAAAUUUACAUAUUAAUUCAAAAACUGAAAAAGUUGGAAAUUCAACAAUUUCUUUUAAAACUGUAAUGAAAGUAAUUACCUUUAUAGGAAAUUUUGCUAAACAAAAUAGUUUAUCAUCUCCAGAAGCAAUUAAUACUAAUGACCAAUUUGAAAUUAGUUUAAUAACAUUUAUUAGAAUUUGGAAAAAAUUUUUAUUAUAUAUCAAAAAAUUAACUCUACAUAGUAAUUUAUGUUUAAAAUAUAAAGAUAUGAGAUUUAAUGCAAAUUAUUGGUCAAUUGAAGAAAAAGAAACUAAAGUUUUAGAAUGGCAUAAAUAUAUUAAAUGGACACAAGAAGAACAAGAAAAUUAUAAGUAA
Messenger RNA from Cetraspora pellucida, 2265 nucleotides. Lineage: Eukaryota; Fungi; Glomeromycota; Glomeromycetes; Diversisporales; Gigasporaceae. The record is from the annotation of a GenBank genome assembly.